Messenger RNA from Oppia nitens, 3133 nucleotides. Its product is annotated as long-chain fatty acid transport protein 4-like. The transcript has 9 exons. Gene Ontology annotation, biological process: triglyceride homeostasis. NCBI's taxonomy places the organism in Eukaryota, Metazoa, Arthropoda, Arachnida, Sarcoptiformes, Oppiidae. Gene Ontology annotation, molecular function: long-chain fatty acid-CoA ligase activity; GTP binding; long-chain fatty acid transmembrane transporter activity. The record is from RefSeq and is a predicted model, not a curated record. Gene Ontology annotation, cellular component: endoplasmic reticulum. Bases 35 to 3133 code for a protein of 1032 amino acids.
ACAAUUUAUAUAAAAAAAUCUUAUUUGAGAAAAAAUGAUGAAUGAUAUGUGGGAAUGCUUUAAACGGGAUCUUAAGUCUGGUAUUGGUGUGGUUGAGUGGAACCUACUGUGGAGGCGCUGGAAGUUUAGCAACGAAUCAGUGACUACAGUGUUCAAGAAGAAUGCCACUAAAAAUGGCGACAAAAUUGCCAUCAGAUAUAUGGAUGACAAGUGGACAUACAAACGGUUGGAUCAGUUUUCCUAUCAAAUUGCCAACUAUUUUGCUUCGGUUGCCGGACUUAAAGCGGGCGAUGAGGUGGCGAUUAUGAUGAAUAAUAAGCCCGAAUAUGUGGGCAUUUGGUUAGGUUUGAUCAAAGCCGGUAUUAUUCCCGCAUUCAUUAAUACUAACAAUCGUAUGGAUUGUCUAAUGGAUUGUUUGAAAGCAUUCAAUUGUAAAGCAAUUAUUUAUGACUUGGAGUACUAUUCAGCAUUGACUGAUAUCUAUGAUGAGCUAAACAGUGUCUAUCCGGCAAUGAAGUACUUUGUUUGGUCUAAGGAUCACAAUUACAAUGUGAUUGACAGUAACAACAAUACGGGUCCACCAAAAUUUGUGUCCGAAUCGUUUUGUCAGUACCUGAAAAAUCAUUGUAAAAACAGUCUGGAAGUGUUUCAUAAGCGUAACUUCAAAGACAUACUACUCUAUGUGUUCACAUCGGGCACUACGGGUGGUAAGGCAAAAGCGGCCAUAGAGACCGACGCACGGAUACUACUGGCCGCCAGUGGUCAGAAAAUUGGAUAUCGUUUACGCAAUUCUGAUAACAUAUACCUGCCAUUACCACUAUACCAUGCUUUCGGCGGAUUGCUAAUUGUUGCCCAAUGUCUUAUAAAUGGUAUAACUAUAACAAUUGCCGAUCGAUUUUCGGCCAGCAAAUACUGGGCAGAUUGUAUUAAACACGAGUGCACUAUCGGACUGUAUAUCGGCGAAACGUGUCGUUACCUUUUGGCUCAACCAUCCAGUCCUUACGAUACUCAACACAGUAUACGUGCAAUGUGUGGAAUAGGUCUACGCAAAGAGUAUUGGAACCAAUUCAAGACACGGUUUGCUAUCAGACAUAUCUUUGAGUUUUAUGGUGCAUCCGAAGGAAACGUAUAUUUGGUCAAUUUGAAUGACAAGGAAGGGUCCUGUGGUUUUAUACCAUACUAUUACUGGAUUUUUCUAAGAUUAAUAUACACAGGUUGUAUCAUUAAAGUAGAUCCCAUUACCUAUGAACCGGUGCGCAAUAGGAAAGGUCUGUGCAAAAUGAUUAAACCGGGAGAUAUCGGCUGUCUGGUUGGUGUUAAUAAAAAAAUCAGUCCAAUCUAUGUUUUCGAAGGCUAUACCAAUAAAAACGAGACAAAUAAAAAACUGAUUUAUAAUAUCAGAUCCAAUGGUGACUCUGGUUUUAUAUCGGGUGAUCUCUUAGAAAUGGAUAGAUAUGGUUAUAUGUAUUAUAAGGAUAGAAUUGGCGAUACAUUCAGAUGGAAAGGGGAAAAUGUGUCGACCAAUGAUGUUGAGGCUGUCUUACAAAACUAUGUUAACCUGAAAGACUGUACUGUGUUUGGAGUUACUGUUGGCAAAUGCGAAGGUAGGGCUGGUAUGGCUGUCAUUAAUGCCGAAGAAAAUGAGAUAGACUUACAAGAAUUGGCUCAACAAUUGAUUAAACGAUUGCCGCCAUACGCCAUACCAUUGUUUAUACGACUGUCCACUAACAUAGAGCUAACCGGAACUUAUAAACUGAUCAAAUAUAAACUCAGACAAAACGGUUUUAAACCACAAUUAACUGAUGAUUUAAUCUAUUAUUUUAAUCGCAAAUCAAAUACUUAUGAAAGACUAACCAAUGAUUUAUAUGAAUGUAUUGAAAGCGGAGAACUGAAUAAAAAUGAAUCACUCAAUGAUAAUGAUAACUAUGAAGUCAAACCCACUAUUUCCUGUGAAUCCGAUUACCAGCCAUUAGUUAGAGUUAUUGAAUGUGAUCCCAGUGUCGGUAUCGCUAGUCUACCCGAGCAACACGUGAAACGGGUGCUUAAAAACAAGAGCAUAGCUUUUAAUAUAAUGGUUUUGGGACAGACAGGCGUCGGUAAGACCACACUUAUGGACUCAUUGUUUAACACGUCGUUCGCCAACGAGUCAGCCCGUAGUCAUCAGUUGCCGGUUGAUGUGAUCAUCCAUUACUAUGAUCUUAACGAAAAGGACGUCCAUUUAAAACUUGGUAUCAUUGAGUCGCGAGGUUUUGGCGAUCAGAUUACCUGUGAUAACCCCUGCAAACCGAUAGUUGACUACAUUGUCCAACAGUUGAACAUCUCAUUUGAAGAGGAAAUCAAACUUAAAGUUCGUACUAAAAGACACGACACAAAAGUACAUUUGUGUUUAUAUAUGAUAUCACCCAUUGGUCAUGGAUUGCAAGCCAUCGACAUACAGACAUUGAAGGCGUUGGAUCUUUUAACCAAUAUUAUACCAGUGAUAGGAAAGUCUGAUCUGAUUAAUAAAGAGGAACUACAGCGACUCAAAAGCAAUAUCAUGUCUGACAUUGAGAAUAAUGGCAUUAAAAUCUAUAGAUUUCCUAUAACUGAGCCCGAAGUGGCCGAUAUUAAUAACAAAUGCAAUGAUUUGUUACCGUUUGCUUUGGUGGCCAGCAAUGACUUUAUUACUAUUGACGACAAACAAAUACGGGUCAGACAAUACCCGUGGGGUACUGUAGAAGUUGAAAAUAAAAGUCAUUGCGAUUUUAUGCACUUAAGAGAUAUGAUAUUAAAAGUCAAUUUGGAGGACAUUAGACAGACUCUUGAGGAAAGUCAUUAUGAAUGCUAUCGACGACACCGAUUGGAAACAAUGAUGAAAGCGCUACAAACUGACAACAGUUACGAAGUUAUUCGUCGUAUAGUAAUGGAGAAACUGGAGCCACGAUUGAAGGCCAAGGAAAAGGAGCUGAAAGCCAUCGAAAGCCAAAUACACCAGAAAUUUGAACAAAUAAACAAACAAAGAAUGGAUGAAAAAAUGAUAUUAGAUUUUGAUAGACAAAGACUCGAUGAAGAUAUCAGAACUCUUGAGAUUAGAAAGAAAUUGCUUAACAUUAAGUGUAAUAAUAAUCCAUCAAAAUCUAGUAAAACUAAAUAA